AUGAGUUCAGGUCGUUUACCAUCAUUGAGAGAUUCUGCUGGAGGGAAGAGUGGUUUAAAGUUCAAGCCAAAAGCUGUUGCCAGAAGAUCGAAAGAAGAAAGAGACGCAUCGGCAUUAAAGAUUCAGAAGGAUGAGGAUUUGAAAUCUAAGGUGGACCAAAAGAAAUCUAAGAAACCAAUGCCGAUGGGUCAAAAGAAUAGAGUCCCUAGGUAUCUGAACAAUACACAUGUGAUCUCAACUGGCCCAUUGGCAGCUGGUAAUUUCACUGACGGUGGUAGAACUGAUACGAGACGUGGGAUAGUUAAAGUAGAAGGUGGUGAUAAAUCGUUGGUGAGAAAGGGGUUGCAAAGCAUAGAGAACCAUACUGGUGAUUCAGAUGAUGAUUAUGAUUCAGAUACAAAAGAAAAAUUAAAUAUUAUUGAAAAUGGUGAAUCUGAAGAUAAUGUCAACCAAGCUAAAUUUAAUAUGGGUAGAGAAUAUACUACUGCCAAUUUUAAACAAGAUGAUAGUGAUAUUGAAGAAGAAGAACUGGAUAUGGAAGACGAUGCAGUUCAAAGAAGAAGAAUAGAAGAAUUAUUCCCCGUGAGACCGCUUCGUAUCAGACAUGAAGAUGUUGAUGUAGUAGAACAAAAGAUUGAUGAAUCUAUAACUGAAAGUACCACACGUGAACCUACACCUGCUGUAGGUAUUUUGAAGUCAGAAGAAUCUGCGUCUCUACAUGAUGUUUUGAAAAAUAAAGAAGUAGAAUUGCAAAAUGAAUUAGAGAACCUACAAAUUGAUCCAGAUUCACAUGCCAUUGAUGAAGAAGAAAUUAAACAUGAACAAGCUAUGUUAAUAAAGGAUCAUAUCAGUAUAUUAAAGAAACUGGAUAAGCUAAGUAAAAAGAAUGAUAGAUUUUUGCUAUUUCAAAUGCCUUAUAAAUUACCAACGUUCAACGAAGUUACAACAAAGAAAGAAGAUGCAGAUGUUACUAUGGAUGUUGAUCCUGCAAAUAAUGAGAGUGUAUCUGAAAAGAUAACAGAAGAAAACGUAGAAGCAAAUAAAAAACCAAAGAAGAAGACUAAAAAGACAACUAAAAAGAAAGAUCAUGUUCCACAGGAAGAAUUGACAGGUAAUGUUGGUGCGAUCAGAAUUCAUAAAUCUGGUAAAAUAUCCAUUAGAAUUGGUAAUGCCAUUAUGGAAACCAGUAAGGCUUCGGAAGCUACUUUCUUACAAGAUGUCAUUGCAUUAAAUGAAGAUCCAGAUGCACCGGGUGUUGAAUUGCUCGGAAGGGUAGAAGGGAAGGUCAUGGUAACCCCUUCGUUUGACGUAUGA
This is a messenger RNA of Maudiozyma barnettii, 1314 nucleotides long. It is a transcript of the gene RPC53, whose product is annotated as DNA-directed RNA polymerase III subunit C53. The coding region runs from base 1 to 1314 and encodes 437 amino acids. Gene Ontology annotation, molecular function: DNA binding. Gene Ontology annotation, biological process: transcription by RNA polymerase III. The transcript has a single exon. The record is from RefSeq and is a predicted model, not a curated record. NCBI's taxonomy places the organism in Eukaryota, Fungi, Ascomycota, Saccharomycetes, Saccharomycetales, Saccharomycetaceae. Gene Ontology annotation, cellular component: RNA polymerase III complex.